GGUUACAGGGCUGGGGCUCAGCACCUUUUUAAUUCUUCAUCGCGUGGCUGAUUGAUCCCCCCCGCCCCGCGCAGACACUAAAGAUUAAGAGGGUGACAAAGAGGCGGCUGCUUACACAGCGCCCGCCGCUAAGCCGCCUUGAAGAGAGCAAGGCAAGAGCCCCUCUGGCCGCAGAGCUGCAGGAGCACCCACCGCCUGCCAGAGCCUCCGCGGGCACCCGCAGGGACGGCAGGCCGGGAUAGGCCGGGAUGGCUGCGUCCCCCGCGGGGUCGGUGGUGAGCGCCGGGCUGGAUGAGAGUCCCACGGGGCUGAGCCCAGCCCCUGGGAAGGAGCUGAGCCCGGUGCUGCUGUGCAAGGUGUGCGGGGACACCAGCAGUGGGAAGCACUACGGCAUCUACGCCUGCAAUGGCUGCAGCGGCUUCUUCAAGCGCAGCGUCCGCAGGAAGCUCAUCUACAGGUGCCAGGCAGGGACAGGGCUGUGCCCAGUGGACAAGGCUCACCGCAACCAGUGCCAGGCCUGCCGGCUCAAGAAGUGCCUGCAGGCUGGCAUGAACAAGGAUGCCGUGCAGAACGAGCGGCAGCCCCGCAGCACGGCCCAGGUCCAGCUGGACAGCAUCCAGCUGGACGCUGAGCUGCCCCCUGAGCACGUGGCCACCACCUGUGAGGUCCCCCCAUCACCUUGUCCGGCUCCUCGUGGUCCUGGUGCCACUGUCACCCCGGGUCCCCGAGCGCCCACGCCACCCACCAACCAUCGCUUCAUGGCCAGCCUGAUGACGGCCGAGACCUGCGCCAAGCUGGAGCCCGAGGACGCUGAUGAGACGGUGGAUGUGACGGGCAGUGAGCCCGAGCGGGCAAGCGGCGAGUACCAGGUGGCGCCGUACCCGGCAGCCAGCCCCGAAAACAUCUACGAGACCUCAGCACGUCUCCUCUUCAUGGCGGUGAAAUGGGCCAAGAACCUGCCCGUCUUCUCCAACCUGCCCUUCCGUGACCAGGUGAUCCUGCUGGAGGAAGCAUGGAGUGAGCUGUUCCUGCUCUGUGCCAUCCAGUGGUCCAUGCCCCUGGAGAGCUGCCCGCUCCUGGCUGUGCCCGAGCCGGGCCCUGGGAAGCUGCUGCCGGCCACCCUGGACGUGCGGGCGCUGCAGGAGACCCUCGGCCGCUUCAAGGCCUUGGCUGUUGACCCCACGGAAUUUGCCUGCAUGAAGGCCGUGGUGCUCUUCAAACCAGAGACCCGUGGCCUGAAGGACCCUGAGCAGGUGGAGAACCUGCAGGACCAGUCACAGGUGAUGCUGGGCCAGCACAACCGUUCCCACUACCCUGGGCAACCCGUCAGGUUUGGGAAGCUGCUGCUGCUCCUCCCAGCGCUGCGCUUCAUCUCCUCGGAGCGCGUGGAGCUGCUCUUCUUCCGCCGCACCAUCGGCAACACCCCCAUGGAGAAGCUGCUGUGUGACAUGUUCAAGAACUGAACCCCCUUCCGCUGUCACCUGGCUGGUCUGUCACCCUGCGCUGGCACCCUGUCACCCCCGCCCUGGGCUGUGAAGGUGCCCGUGCUCCCAUCUCUGGGGCAGUGUCCAGGACCAUGGAAUGCUGCCGGCAGCGGGGAGGGGAGCAGCUUCCCUGGGAUGGAAGGGGGAUGUCCCCAGGUGCACUGGCAGCGCCUCAUGGGGUCCUUCCCGAUGGUGUCCCAAGUGCUGGAGGAACCCAGGCACAGGCACCCUGGCACCAUGGGGACCUGGUGCCACCUUGGGGACACUAAGCCAGGGAUGAUGCCAGCUGGGUGUGACAUCAGCCAGGGUGACAAGAG
This is a messenger RNA of Passer domesticus (house sparrow), 1801 nucleotides long. RefSeq names its product nuclear receptor subfamily 2 group E member 3 (gene NR2E3). Bases 249 to 1463 code for a protein of 404 amino acids. Gene Ontology annotation, biological process: cell differentiation; anatomical structure development; negative regulation of transcription by RNA polymerase II. NCBI's taxonomy places the organism in Eukaryota, Metazoa, Chordata, Aves, Passeriformes, Passeridae. Gene Ontology annotation, molecular function: zinc ion binding; RNA polymerase II cis-regulatory region sequence-specific DNA binding; nuclear receptor activity. The transcript has 8 exons. The record is from RefSeq and is a predicted model, not a curated record.